GCGCUGUGAGCCGAGCGGAGCGACGCGCGUUCACAGAGCCAGAGGAGAGGAGAGAAGAACCGCUGCCUUUACCCCCAUCCACUGCGCCUCAUUAUUACAAUCUGUCUUUUCACGAGCAUCAGCAUCUCUUCAAUGAAAAAAUACGAAGGGAAUUGUGCUCUGGAAUAUUCUGAUUUUGUUUUAUUUCACACUCGGACUUCAUCCAUCCGGAGUCAGCGGUCUGUCCAAGGUGGUUUUAAAGCUGAGUACCAAAUCAUGGGGCAUGAAACUGGGUCAACGCUGAUUGUUACAUGCUUCAAUCCAGGAAGUCGUCUCAAAGACCUAACCCUAAAUCCCCAAAUGCAGCUGUGAACCGUUCAAAGCACUCUAAGGAUCGCCUUCAUCAUUGCACCUUCACCUAUUUGCUUUGUUUGGAAAAAGGAUAUUUUUACACAUCCCACCAUAGAUUUGACAGACGAGAUUAGAUUUAAUCUGUUGUCAACAUUAUAUCAGCUGUUUAACAAAAGUAAAAAACAAAUAUUUCACUGUCUUAAUCUACAAAUAAUCUAUGUGGAAUACACUCAGCAGGUAAAAGCUGAAGCUAAACAGUAAUCAAAUGGUUUUGUCACAUUGAGGAUAUAUCCCAAAUUCCAACCCUUCUUUUGUGCACCCUGUUGUUUUCUACGAUGAAUCCUAACAGCCUACCUGGGUAUUUACUUAUGCUGCUAAGUACCCUGCUGAGCCUAAGCGUAGGCUUGGAGUUUACUGGUUCUGAAGGCCAGUGGGCUCGCUACAUGCGCUGGGAUGCCAGCUCCAGAAGUGACCUGACGUUUCAGUUCAAGACCUCGCAAUCAGAAGGCCUGCUGCUCUACUUCGAUGACAGUGGAUACUGCGACUUCCUGUUGCUUGCCUUGUCCAAGGGCAAGCUGCAGCUCCAUGUCAGCAUCGACUGUGCUGAGACCACCAUCACCUCUGAUAAGCUGGUCAAUGACAGCCGCUGGCACUUUGCUGCCAUCAACAGAGAGAACUUGUGGACCGGUUUAGCAGUGGACGGUCAAAGCAAGACGGGAGAGGUGCGGCCCCAGCGGCAGUUCAUGAAGAUUGUCAGUGACCUCUUUCUGGGAGGGCUCCCAAGGGAUAUUCGCACAUCUGCCAUCACCCUGCCCUCUGUCCGUGAGCUUCCACCAUUCAAAGGAAUUAUCACAAACCUCAGUUAUGGGAGUAAGUUGCCCACGUUGGUCAAUAGCCAGAAAGUUCGGCUGGAGAUGAUGGGCCUUUGCACGGAAAACCCCUGUGAGAAUGGUGGGAUCUGCUCACUGGCAGAUGGAGAAGUCUACUGUGACUGCUCCAAAACUGGAUAUGUAGGUCGAUACUGCACGGAAGCAGUUCAGAGAAAACCAGAACUCGCACACCUAAAGGCAGACCAAGGUAGAAACAAAGCACGUGAGGAGAAUGUGGCCACCUUCCGUGGCUCGGAGUACUUCUGCUACGACCUGUCGCAGAACCCCAUUCAGAGCAGCAGCGACGAGAUCACACUGUCUUUCAAGACGUGGCAGCGAAACGGCCUCCUCCUCCACACAGGGAAGUCCGCCGACUAUGUCAAUCUGGCCCUGAAAGACGGGGCGGUUUCUCUUGUCAUCAACCUCGGUUCUGGGGCCUUCGAGGCCAUCGUAGAGCCAGUCAAUGGAAAAUUCAAUGACAACUCCUGGCAUGACAUCAAAGUGACACGCAACCUGAGACAGCAAUCAGGCAUUGGACACGCUAUGGUAAACAAACUACAUUGUCUGGUGACAAUAUCUGUGGAUGGCAUCCUCACCACCACCGGCUACACUCAGGAGGACUACACCAUGCUGGGCUCUGAUGACUUCUUCUAUGUGGGUGGGAGCCCCAGCACAGCGGACCUGCCAGGAUCACCAGUUAGCAACAAUUUUAUGGGGUGCCUCAAAGAGGUAGUGUACAAGAACAAUGAUAUCCGUCUGGAGCUCUCUCGCCUGGCCCGCAUUGUUGACCCUAAGAUGAAACUCCAAGGAGACGUCGUUUUCAAAUGUGAAAAUGUUCCCACGCUUGACCCCAUCAACUUUGAGACCCCUGACUCCUUUCUUGCCUUGCCGAAGUGGAACACAAAACGCGUUGGCUCCAUCUCCUUCGACUUCCGCACCUCAGAGCCCAACGGCUUGAUACUUUUCACCCACGGUAAAGCCCAGAACCGACGUGAUGCGAAGGGCCAGAAGAACAACAAGGUGGACUUCUUUGCGGUGGAGCUGCUGGAUGGAGGGCUUUACUUACUUCUGGACAUGGGCUCUGGAACCAUCAAAGUUAGGGCCACCCAGGCUAAGAUCAACGAUGGAGCAUGGCACCACGUGGACAUCCAGAGGGAUGGUCGCUCUGGCAUCAUCUCGGUAAACAGCCGAAGAACCCCUUUCACAGCCAGUGGUGAAAACGAGAUCUUGGACUUGGAAGGGGACCUUUACUUGGGAGGCCUGCCAGACAGCCGAGUGGGUUUGAUGCUCCCCACCGAGCUCUGGACCGCUAUGCUCGACUAUGGCUAUGUGGGCUGCAUCCGGGACCUGUUUAUUGAUGGACGCAGCAAGGACAUCCGGCUGAUAGCUCAGUCGCAGAACGCAACGGGCAUCAAGUCGUCAUGCAGCAAGAUGACGGGGAAGCAGUGCGACAGCAGCCCAUGCAAGAACAGUGGGGUGUGUAAGGAGGGAUGGAACCGGUUUAUCUGUGACUGCACUGGAACGGGCUUCUGGGAUAGUACUUGUGAGAAAGAGGCUUCGAUCUUGUCCUACGACGGCAGCAUGUACAUGAAGGUGGUGAUCCCAAACAUUAUGCACACAGAAGCCGAGGAUGUCUCCCUCCGUUUCAUGUCCCAGCGGGCCUUUGGCCUGCUCAUGGCCGCGACGUCCCGUGAGUCAGCAGACACUCUGCGACUCGAGAUGGACAGCGGGAGGGUCAAACUGACGGUCAACCUAGACUGUGUCAGGAUAAACUGUAACACCAGCAAGGGCCCUGAGGUUCUUUAUGCCGGACAAAAGCUCAACGACAAUGAGUGGCACUCUGUGCGAGUGGUCCGGCGCGGUAAAAACUUCAAACUCAUUGUGGACGACGACAUGGCCGAAGGUCAGAUGGCAGGUGACCACACCCGCUUGGAGUUCAGCAAUGUGGAAACAGGCAUCUUGACUGAGAAACGCUUCAUUUCGUCAGCACCCUCCCCUUUUAUUGGCCACCUACAGAGCGUCAAGUUUAACGGUAUGCAGUACAUUGACAUGUGCAAGAAUGGCGACAUAGAUUUCUGUGAGCUCAACGCACGCUUUGGCAUGCGCUUCAUCGUCGCCGAUCCCGUCACCUUUAAGACCAAAGGUAGCUACCUGGGACUGGCCACUCUGCAGGCGUACACCACAAUGCACCUGUUCUUCCAGUUCAAAACCACCUCGCCCGACGGCUUCAUCCUCUUUAACAGCGGAGACGGGAAUGACUUCAUUGCCGUGGAGCUGGUCAAAGGGUUCAUCCACUACGUGUUUGACCUGGGAAACGGGCCCAGCCUGUUGAAAGGAAAUAGUGACAACCCACUGAAUGACAACCAGUGGCACAAUGUGGUCAUCACUCGAGACGCCUCCAACACACACACUCUCAAAGUUGACACCAAGUCGGUCACCCAGAACGUCAACGGGGCCAAAAACCUCGACCUUAAAGGUGACCUCUUUGUUGGAGGUUUGGGACCCAACAUGUAUCAGAACCUCCCCAAGCUCGUGGUUUCCCGGGAGGGCUUCCAGGGCUGCUUGGCAUCUGUAGAUCUCAAUGGGCGCCUGCCAGACCUCAUCAACGACGCUCUUUUCCGCAGUGGACACAUAGAGCGUGGCUGUGAAGUUGGUUUCACCAAAGCCGACCUGCAAGGCCCCAGUACCACCUGUCAGGACGACUCGUGCGCUAACAUGGGCGUGUGCAUCCAGCAGUGGGAGAACUUCACCUGCGACUGCACCAUGACAUCAUACACAGGCACCCACUGCAAUGACCCUGGCACCACCUUCAUCUUUGGCAAAGGAGGAGGCCUCAUCACCUACACAUGGCCCAACAAUGAGAGGCCAAGCACGCGGACGGACCGCCUGGCGGUGGGCUUUAGCACCACUAUUAAGGAUGCCAUCCUUGUGCGCAUCGAUAGUGCCCCACGCCUGGGUGACUACAUCAUGCUCCACAUUGAACAAGGCAAAAUCGGUGUGACAUUUAACAUUGGGACAGUGGACAUAAGCGUUAAGGAGACAAACACAGAGGUAAACGAUGGCAAGUACCAUUUGGUCCGAUUCACAAGGAACGGGGGCAAUGCGACCUUGCAAGUGGACAACUGGCCGGUCAACGAGCACUUUCCCUCAGGCAACAGCGACAUUGAGCGCUUUCAAAUGGCAAAUAAGAAAAUCCCGUUCAAAUAUACCCGGCCAGUAGAGGAUUGGCUUCAGGAAAAAGGCCGGCAGCUGACGAUCUUCAACACCCAGGCCACUAUUUCUAUCGGGGGAAACGACCGGAAGCGGCCCUACCAAGGCCAGCUCUCCGGGCUCUAUUACAAUGGUCUCAAGGUUCUCAACAUGGCCGCCGAGGGCCACCCUAACAUCAAGGUCAAUGGGAGUGUGCGGCUUGUGGGAGACGUGCCCACCAACCGUGGUGCGACACGCACCACCACUUCCAUGCCACCAGAGAUGUCCACCACCUUUAUUGAGACCACCACCACGCUGUCCACCACAACCACCCGCAAACAGCGUUCGCCACAGUCUACUCAGACAACAGAUGACAUUGUUUCUUCAGCAGAGUGCUCCAGCGAUGAUGAGGACCUGGAGGAGUGCGACUCGGGACAUGCAGGAGGGGAGCUAGUCGUCCCCGUGCUAGUCGAGGACCCUAUAGAUAUCCCUUCUGUAUCCACCCGUUCACCCUUCAUCCCCCUUCCCCCAACCCUCCACCCUGUCCUCACCAUUAUCGACACCACCAAAGAAUCCUUGGCCAUAGCCACAGAGGCGGGGGUACCUUGCUUGUCGGACCGAGGCAGCGAUGAUUGUGAUGGUGGUGAUGAUGGUGAUGAUGAUGAUGAUGAUGAUGAUGAGGGCAUGGUGAUUUCGGGGUUUGGCUCUGGCGAAGCUUUCGACUCUAGCCUGCCCCCGACUGACGAUGAAGAUUUUUACACCACCUUCUCCCUGGUAACAGAUAAAAUCUUGACCACAUCGGCUUAUGAAGGCGGCUACAAAGCUCUCGUGCCCAAGUGGGAACCCAAGGACUUGAGGCCUAGCAAAGCCUCAGAGGGAGGUAGGACUACACCCACCUCACCUCUGCCUGAUGUCCGGGGCACACCGCCUGCUGCGGUCCCCUCCGAUAUGCCACCCAAGCUGCCUGCAGGGAAAAUGGACAACCGCGAGGUAAAACCUCUGCAGCCAGACAUGCCAGUCCUGCUGCCCUUGCCGACAUCCUUUGAUGUGGACGGCACCAAGCCAAGGGGACCCUUCAUCACUUCACCCAUGCUGCGCACAGUACCUGCUGCCUUGCCCACGGUGCCCGGUGUGGUGAAGCGCGUGCCACCCGGAGUCUCGGAGGUGAUCCGUGAAUCCAGCAGUACCACGGGCAUGGUGGUGGGAAUUGUCUCAGCUGCCGCCCUCUGCAUCCUCAUUCUCCUCUACGCUAUGUACAAGUACAGGAACAGGGACGAGGGUUCCUACCAGGUGGAUGAAACGCGCAACUACAUCAGCAACUCUGCGCAAACCAAUGGCGCUGUAGUGAAGGAUAAACCACCCAGUGGUAGCGCCAAAGGCAGUGCCAGUAGCAAGAGACCGAAAGACAAGGAUAAGGAAUAUUAUGUAUAGAAAUCAAAUCAUUUCACAACACAUGAAUAAACUGUUUGGAACAAAGGUAAAACAUUCUGACAGUACCAUAUUGGCAACUGUGAUUUAAAAAGAACAAAUUUUCUGAGAACUCUAGACUCACAGAGUCGCUUACAGAUGAACUUCAGCUCACAGAAGCACACUUACUAUUGUAAGCGUUACAAAGAGACAAUGCAGUACAACUUCAUCGGGACAAUUUGAAAAGUCCCCGCUGGAGACAUUUGGCAGUGUGAAUUAUCACUCAAACACCCCACAUGACCCCAAGUGACUGUGAAGAGGUGUGUAAUCCUUGGAGUUCUACUGACCCUGUCCAUUGUAACCCUGUAAAAUACGAUCACUGUCAUUUUGGCCAUUCUGAGCAUGCAUGUGAGGUGUAUGUGAUGUGGUGCUGGCAUCUGUGUAAGAGAGGGACCUCAAGAAAUCAUGAUUUUUGGGGAAAGUUAGAAGUCAAAAAAUAUAUAUAUAUUUUUUUUGCUACUCAAACGGUUUAUUAAAUGCAACCGUCAUGGACGCGACAUCAGGUAAAGUAUACCUGUGCUUAAAAGUGUGUUUUUAAUUCUGGUUUAUUUUUUAUUUAUUUAUCCCUUUACUUAUUAAUAUAUUUAUUAAAAUGAACGAUUUUCUGUCUCUUGUCAAAGAAUAUAAUGGUCAGCCGGGUUUUGACUAGACAGUGUUCAGUCAUCGCUGCAGGAAAUAAAUGUCAUGUAUCUCAAACGUCUUCGCUCCCUUGGCAUCCAAAUUCUAGAUGUUUCUCAAGCUUGCAAAAGCAAACUGAGUUUUCAGAAAAGUUGGAGACAUAGUUAUUUCUCUAAAUUUGUCAUUAAGUAUGCAGGGAUGCACCAAAAUGAAAAAUUGGACCUAUAUCGAUACCCGAUAUUAAUAUUGCCCUCAAUAUUGCCCAAUAUUUACUGACAUUAUAUAUAUUACAUAAAUUUACCCACCCUUUCGAUACCGUGAAACAAUGCUGACAUUGUUUCUCCGCUUCAGUUGAACCCCCCCCCAAAAAAAAAAGCUGUGCUGCAUCACUAUCACAUGACCAAACAAAUACCACAUGGCCAACCCCCUCCCCUCCUCCUGCAACACACACACAAACAGCAACAAGAUGGAAAUAAAAAUCGGUUAUCAAUAUUGGCCCAUUUUUACUUGUGGGAUCUUUACGAUAUGUUAAAGAAUUACUUACAUCGACUCAUGAGGAUGUCAGUGCAGAUACGUCAUGCAUCCUAAAUAUUUUGUUUCCUUUAUUUUCUGUUUUAAUUGACAUGCUGUGUUAAAAUACUGAUGUCUGCAAACACUAUAAUUGUCACAGUUAUCGAAGAAAACAAAUGUAGGGUAAAAACUUACUGCAGUGUCACCAAGUUUGUUUUUUUUCUUCAGUUUUCACUGAAAACUGUGUCAAAACAAAAGUGUUUACAUAGUUUAUCACAGCUAGCUAGUGUUUUUGGGACUCAUUGUACAGAAAAGUUAAAUUUUCUGUAGGAUAUUUUUUCUUUGGUCCUCCUAAUGUCCAGACAGUUGUACAUUUGAUUUGAUCGUAUUUAUUUUUUUGCCGUAGCAACAUGUCGUUUUUUUGUUUGCCCUGGAGUGAAUAAUGGAUGUCGACAGGAAAAAGUCCAGAGAGACUGGAGGUCUAGUCUCUCCGGAUGGCAUUUAUCUUCAGUCGCAUGAAAAUUCAACCAUCUGAUGCUGUCUACAUCUCCCUCGGAUCUUGCGUGAGGGUCUUCUUCUGAAAUUAUGUUUUCAUCAUGUGUAUUUAUUUUUUUAUUGGAAAUCUUAAAAAAAAAAUAAGAGUAUAAAACAAUAAAGACUGAUCGUGGUGGAUUUGGAGAGCUGUGCUGGCACCUUACUGACUUACAGCUUCGGUUUCUUUGUUUUUCUUUUUGAUUUCAUUUUUACUGUGACGUUACUGUCUUGUCUGUUCAACUUGUCAAUUUACUUUUUUUUCAGUUGUAUAGUUAAUUUCACGUCUCAUUUAUAUGACAUUAUGUUCUAGGAAAUCAAUGUUUUUUAUGUCCUUAUUUAUUGCAGAAAUUAGUUGUCAUUCAUUUACACGCAAAUCAGUCCGUCAGUGUGUAUUUGUCUUUUUCAUUCUUUUUGUGUUGGUACUUGGCUUUUAAACCAGUUAAUUAUUGUCUUCUGCUCCCUUGACUUCAAACAAUUCCCAGAAAUAAAAAGAAAAUGUUCCCAAA
Molecule: messenger RNA, 8023 nt
Organism: Girardinichthys multiradiatus
Lineage: Eukaryota; Metazoa; Chordata; Actinopteri; Cyprinodontiformes; Goodeidae
Product: neurexin-3b-like
Exons: 25
Coding region: 666-5819 (1717 amino acids)
Source: RefSeq, a predicted model, not a curated record